This is a messenger RNA of Botrytis cinerea B05.10, 2221 nucleotides long. It is a transcript of the gene Bcubc1, whose product is annotated as Bcubc1. Gene Ontology annotation, molecular function: protein binding. The record is from RefSeq and is a predicted model, not a curated record. The transcript has 4 exons. Lineage: Eukaryota; Fungi; Ascomycota; Leotiomycetes; Helotiales; Sclerotiniaceae. The coding region runs from base 759 to 1502 and encodes 247 amino acids.
GGUAGCAGUAGUGAAUUCGAGUGGUGCCCGAAAGUCGGGAUGGGAUGGAUGUAUUGGCCUGGUCGGAUGCCAUGAUUCCCCCCUCCAUAUGUCAAUCCAUUGUACGAGAUAUACCACCCUUCUCAUUGACCAAAACAUAUACAGUCACAUCAACAAACAUAUCUCCAAUCUACACAGCAUAUGCUGGGCAACCGUUGGGCAUAAAGCUGGACAUAAGGGCUCGUCAUCUCUUGGCCUCUAUUCAUGACAUUUCUUUGACACACCAUUCUCUGCAGUCCAGUCUCACCAGUUGUGAUCCCGUAUCCCGCAUCCAGCAUCCAGCAUCCCGUAUGGUACGAGAGGUUACGGGCGGCGAGACAUUCAAUAUUCAAUUGACGGUGACUGCUAGGUAGAAAGUGGGACGGCUAUCCACUCAGCACACUAUUUUAUCAAUAACCCCGCCAAAUUUAGAUCCGCAAGCAUCUAUGAAGUGCGAGUAUUGGUAACUUUCUUGGGUUACAUGAAUACACCACUGCUUCCACAAGGCUUUAUUGUUUGAGAGUAAAAGCGAAUUCACCACCUCAUUCUCGAUUGAUAUUCACUAGCCAAAGAAUCCGAGAAUUGCCUACACAGAGCAGUUGCGAAAUUUUCGAGUCGGAUAAGACAUCACGUAUCCUCGAACCCGAUCACAAAAGUCAAUCUUGACCUCGAAACUCGACCAUAAAACCUCGAACUCUUAUCAACAUCAACAUCAUCAACAUCCAUUUUACUGCACAAAAAUGUCUUCUAAUAGAAUGCGUCGUAUCGCCAAAGAGUUGAACGAUAUCGCAAACGAUCCUGGCGCUCAAAUAUUUUGUCAGGCAAGAGAUGGUAAUGAUAGCGAUCUGACCAGCCUUCGAGGUUCUUUUCCAGGCCCGCCAGACACACCCUACGAAGGAGGCACAUACCUUGUCGAUAUCAAGAUUCCCAAUGAAUAUCCAUUCAAACCUCCACACAUGAAUUUCUCGACCAAGGUCUGGCAUCCAAAUGUCAGCAGUCAGACUGGUGCCAUCUGUCUUGAUACCUUGUCCUCAGCCUGGUCUCCGGUUCUAACCAUCAAGUCCGCUCUCCUUUCCCUUCAAUCUCUCCUCAGCGAACCCGAGCCGAAGGAUCCUCAAGAUGCCGAGGUAGCCACUAUGUUGAUCAACCAUCCCAAGGAAUUUCGAGAGAAGGCACGCGACUGGGCAAUUCAUUAUGCCGGUGCCCCCAGGGUCACAAAAUGGUCUCAGGCUGCCGCUUCAAGCCCUUCAUAUCUUCCACCGGUCAAACAUCAAUCACAGGAGGAGAAGGCGCGACAGGAGAUGUUGAAGUAUCAAGGAUACAACAAGGCUCUAGUCGAUCGUUUCGUUUCCAUGGGGUUUGAUAUCGAAAAGGUAGUCGACGCAUUCAACUUCGUUCAUAUCGAUCGCCAUGGCGGGGAGGACUACGAAUUAGAGGAGGCUUACAUGGGUGAUAUCACCGCAAGACUUCUCGGAGAACCAUGACUCAUGAAUGAUCUUCGACAUACAAUGAAUGGUGGUUGGAUGAAUGAAUGAAUGAAUGAAUGGGCAAAUUAAAAGGAAUAUGAUGGGCGCACAAUUUUUCGAUCAAAUGAAGCAUAAUACCUUUGCGAUUCGAACGUACGACCGAGAUUCAAGGAAAGAAUUUCAAGCUCAUUAUCUUUCUGUAAAGGUAUACGGAAUUGCUAUAUUGCAAUUACAGUCAAGAAAUGCUGAAGGUAUGGAUGGGGAAUGGCAUCUCGGAAUUUGAGCCAUUUCUGGGAACAAAGCGUCAUUAGCAUAGGCGUUGGCAUGGAUAUGUAUCCACAUGGCGUUACCUAUAGCUUUUUAUUCAAUUGCACAUCAAACAUUUUUACAUCUUUUGCUUUGCAAUAUGUGAUUUGGAUGAAUGGAUUUGAAGACAAGGUAAUAAGAUGGCAAGCGAGUACAUAAGGAGUUGUUCAGUUUGGGCGCUCUGGCUUUGUAACCAUAUCGUGACAUUGACUUAUAAAUCAGUAUGUUUCGAUAUAUAUAUGGCAUUGACGGCUGUGUGAACGAAGUGAAUGACUUCAAUUCAAUUACCACUGUAAUACAGAAACUGUAAUAAAGCCCUAAGCGAAUGCGAAAGAGACUAGCUCUUUCUGUAAGCCCUUAUAAGGCUUACUACUUUCAAUACGUAGCUAGCUCUUUAGAUAGAACACAAUUAGAUAUACAGGACCUACGCA